AUGUGGGACCGGAUAGUCCCACUGCCAGGACCUUGCCGGUGGAGCGCACAGUUGCCAAAACCAAGGCGGAGGAGCGCACCGCCGCCAGGACCCGGGCAGAGGAGCCCCCCGCGGCCAGGACCUACGGGUGCAGCACAGGGCUGCCGGGAUCUUGUCAGUGGAGUGCAUCGCGGCCAGGACCUGCGGCUGCGGCACACCCCUGCCAGGACCUCGUCGGCGGAGCGCUCCACGGCCCGGACCCCGCCCCGUGCGCGUCCCCGGCGUUGGCGUCGUCGUCCGGGUGCUGGUCUCCGUCCCGUCGCGGGUCUCCUCGCUCCCCGGGCCGCCGCAGCCGCUUCCGCGCCCUAGCCGGCCCCGCCGACUGCAGCCCUGGCGCUCCCCGCGGGCCCCGCCGAGGCCGCCUGCGCCCUGUGCCAGCGCGCGCCCCGGGAGCCGGUGCGCGCCGACUGCGGCCACCGCUUCUGCCGGGCGUGCGUGGUGCGCUUCUGGGCCGAGGAGGACGGGCCCUUCCCGUGCCCCGAGUGCGCCGACGACUGCUGGCAGCGCGCCGUGGAGCCCGGACGGCCCCCGCUCAGCCGCCGCCUGCUGGCGCUUGAGGAGGCGGCCGCGGCGCCCGCGCGCGACGGCCCGGCCAGCGAGGCCGCCCUGCAGCUACUGUGCCGCGCCGACGCCGGGCCACUGUGCGCCGCCUGCCGCAUGGCCGCGGGCCCCGAGCCGCCCGAGUGGGAGCCGCGCUGGAGGAAGGCGCUGCGCGGCAAGGAGAACAAAGGGUCUGUGGAAAUCAUGAGGAAGGACCUGAAUGACGCACGGGACCUGCACGGCCAGGCAGAGUCAGCCGCUGCGGUGUGGAAGGGACACGUGAUGGACCGUAGGAAGAAGGCACUGACCGACUACAAGAAGCUACGGGCCUUCUUUGUGGAGGAGGAGGAGUACUUCCUGCAGGAGGCUGAGAAGGAGGAGGGGCUCCCCGAGGAUGAGCUGGCCGACCCCACGGAGCGGUUCAGGUCGCUGCUGCAGGCAGUGUCAGAGCUGGAGAAGAAGCACCGCAACCUGGGCCUCAGCAUGCUGCUGCAGUGAUGGCACCAGUGCACCGCCAUCCCGGAGCUGGAGGCAGGAGGAUGGAUCCUCGUCUCUGUGGGAAGUGUCAGCGCGUGGCUGCUGGGGAAGUGUGGUGGGCACCCAGCCUUGGGUCCAUCUGUGUAGUUGUGUGUUUGAACAGUGUCCAUUUAUCCUUCACCCCGAGGCGUGAGUGUUUUGGGGGCUACAAACGCCUCCCGGUAGAAGCUGGACCUGGAGACCCUUCCCACCUGUACCCAAGCCCUCCUGAAGUCCUGGCCACAGCCCAUCCUCCACGAGUCCCGGCAGCCCCGGGCCAUGCCAUUCCUCAUCAGCCAUCAACCCCUCACCUUGUCAUCCAGGGACCCAGACCCUGCACCUUCCAUGUGGGGCCCCAGAUCCUUGGCAGGUACGCGAGGCAUGAGGCACACCAUUGAGGGUCAGAAACAAGAAUGCACAUGAGGCCGUGAGAAGGCUGGAACUCAGGCUGCAGGGAAGAGAAGGAAGACGAUGGCACCUCGAGGCCUCCUGAGGAGGGGCCCUGCUCUUGGGGUGGGUGUGGGCCCCGCUCAGCCUCAUCCACCUCCCCCUCCCAAGUCCCUCCUCACUCCUUUGGCUCCUGGGAGCCCUGCCUGUGCUCCACCUGCCUCCACAGAAGGGACCCUCUUUUCCCCAGGUGAGGGGCUGGCAGGUGGCUCCAGGCCCCGCGGUGGUGUCUCAUCUUGCUGUUAUCUCUGGCUGUCAUUUCCUUUAGUAGUUGAAGUUUGCAAAGCUCGUAGCAGUAGCUCCAUUGCCUGCAGCAUCCUUGUGUGUAGAUAAAUUAGUCUAGUUGACAGAAACUCAGCACUGGGGACAGGAUUGCAAAGUCGGGGACAUAGAUGCAGACAGAUGUUCAGAUGUGGGGCUGGCUGGGCCUGUGAGCGGUGGUGCCCGUUUCCAGAAGCCUUUCAGCCCUUCCCAUCUCUGGCCUUGGUGCGACGUCUGUGAGUUUGACCUGCCCAGUGCCUGGACUGGCUCCGUGCUGAAUAAAGUGUUUGCUUCA
Molecule: messenger RNA, 2098 nt
Organism: Callithrix jacchus (white-tufted-ear marmoset)
Lineage: Eukaryota; Metazoa; Chordata; Mammalia; Primates; Cebidae
Gene: RNF187
Product: ring finger protein 187
Source: RefSeq, a predicted model, not a curated record